GUGCGUGUGUGUGAGUGCGUGUGUGUGCGUGUGAGUGUGCGUGUGUGCGCGCGUGUGUGUGUGUGUGUGUGUGUUGAUCCAUCAUGACAGAUUUGUGUGUGAAGUGGUCAUGUGAAUACUGCACAUUUGAGAACUGGCCGUCUGCUAUUAAAUGCACCAUGUGUCGAGCGCGGCCUAGUGGCACCAUCAUUACAGAGGAGUCCUUCCCGAGCAGCACCGGCCCGCGUGCAGGACACCCAUGGGAGCCCGAGCGCAGCGACAGCCUGCUGAUCUGCCCUGACUCCAGCGCCCGGCCUCGUGUGCGUCCCGCAGAGUCCUCCGAGCCCAGCGGGAAGUGGUCGUGUCAGGUGUGCACCUACCUGAACUGGCCCCGAGCCGUGCGAUGUACCCAGUGCCGCAGCCUCCGUCAGCGUGUCUCCAGCCCUACAGAUACCCCUCAGACCUCCAGCACCCUCCGAAGACCUGCAUCUGCUCCAGCGGUGGAUCCCUGUGAGGAAUAUAACGACAGGAACCGGCUGAACACGCGGACGCAGUGCUGGACCUGCUUGGCCUGCACGUACGAGAACGCCCUCAAAUCGUUUCGCUGUGUGGUGUGUGAUCAUCCGAGACCCAACGACACCUUUCUGCCGCCCGAGCCUGAGGAGCCUUCACCUGGGCGAGGUGUGUGUGGAGCAGCACAGAAACACUCGCCUCCGUCCUCCAGACGCGAGGCUGAGCUGCAGAUUGAGCUGGCGGCCGGAGCUCACAGCCGCCCAGAGGAGAUGGACUUCAAGAAGAUCAAGCAGAUCAAGAACCGCAUGAGGAAAACAGACUGGCUGUUUCUCAACGCAUGUGCUGGUGUAGUUGAAGGAGAUCUGUCUGCAGUCGAGGCCUACAAGUCUUCAGGUGGUGAUAUUGCACGUCAGCUGAACGCAGAUGAGGUGCGUCUCCUGAAUCGACCCUCAGCGUUCGACAGCGGCUUCACACUCGUUCAUCUCGCCAUCCGAUUCCAGAGGCAGGACAUGCUCGCCAUCCUGCUCACAGAGGUGUCCCAGCGGGCCGUCAAAUGCAUCCCAGCGAUGGUUUGUCCCGAGCUGACGGAGCAGAUCCGCAGAGAGAUCAGCUCCUCACUGCACCAGCGCAAAGGAGACUUCAACUGCUACUUCCUGACAGACCUCGUCACGUUCACACUGCCGGCAGAUAUUGAAGAUCUUCCUCCUGCCGUUCAGGAGAAGCUGUUUGAUGAAGUGCUGGACCGCGACGUUCAGAAGGAGCUGGAGGAGGAGUCAGCGGUCAUCAACUGGUCUCUGGAGCUGGGUUCUCGUCUGGACAGUCGUCUGUAUGCGCUGUGGAACCGCACCGCUGGAGACUGCCUGCUGGAUUCGGUGCUGCAGGCCACAUGGGGCAUCUAUGAUAAAGACUCUGUGCUGAGGAAGACGCUACAUGACAGCUUACACGACUGCUCUCACUGGUUUUACACGCGCUGGAAGGAGUGGGAGUCCUGGUAUUCUCAGAGUUUCGGGCUUCACUUUUCUCUUAGAGAGGAGCAGUGGCAGGAGGACUGGACCUUCAUCCUCAACCUCGCCAGCCAGCCCGGGGCCAGUUUGGAGCAGACUCAUAUAUUUGUUCUGGCUCAUAUCCUGCGGCGGCCCAUCAUCGUUUACGGAGUGAAGUAUUACAAGAGCUUCAGAGGAGACACUUUAGGCUACACUCGAUUUCAAGGUGUGUAUCUGCCGCUGCUGUGGGAGCAGAGCUUCUGCUGGAAGAGCCCGAUCGCUCUGGGCUACACACGAGGUCAUUUUUCUGCUUUGGUUGGCAUGGAGAGCGACGGCUACGAUAAUCGCGGCGCGGGCGCUAAUCUCAACACUGACGAUGACGUCACCGUGACCUUCCUGCCGCUGGUGGACAGCGAGAGGAAACUGCUGCAAAUUCACUUCCUGUCAGCACAAGAGAUGGGCAGUGAGGAGCAGCAGGAGCGUCUCCUCCGCCACUGGCUGGACUGUUGCGUUACCGACGGCGGGAUGUUGGUGGCGCUGCAGAAGAGCAGCAGGCGCAGGCAUCACCCGCUCAUCACGCAGAUGCUGGAGAAAUGGCUGGACGGCUACCGGCAGAUGCACCCCUGUCCCACGCUCUCAGACGGAGAGGAAGAGGAGGACGACGAAGACGAGUGAACACCUCAAAAACAUUUCAACACUGUUCCACACAUACACACACACCCUCCAAAUGCCCUGAAUGCAGUGCAACCACUCCGGAAAUUACAUUGGCUGAGCGCUUGGCGUGCUGCAACUUAAGAAAGCGCAUGCAAUCACAACAAACGCCAGCCAAUUAAGAUUUAAGACAUGGGUGUCCAAACUCAAUCCUGGAGGGCCGGUGUGCUGCAAAGUUCAGCUCCAACUUUCUUCGACAAACCUCCCUGGAAGUUUCUAGUAUACCUAGAAAGAGCUUGAUUAGCUUAUUCAGGUGUGUUUAACUUGGAUUGGAACU
Molecule: messenger RNA, 2463 nt
Organism: Danio rerio (zebrafish)
Lineage: Eukaryota; Metazoa; Chordata; Actinopteri; Cypriniformes; Danionidae
Source: RefSeq, a predicted model, not a curated record